UAAUUACUUCUCUCACACAUACGGCGACGCCGCAGGCCGUACUUAGUCAUGGGCGUGGCGUUGAGGAAGGUCGCCGCUCUACCAGCGCUGGGGUGGUGGCUCCUGGUGGUCGGCGCCGUCCGCCUCGGCUUUGCCUGGUCCGGCUUCUUCAACGCGCGGGCUGUCCGCGCCGGCGGCUACUCCAACACGCACGUGACUGAUGUGCACGGCCGCACCGUCGGGGCGUGGACGCUCCUGUCGUGCACGCUCUGCUUCAUGUGCGCCUUCAACCUCGACAACGCGCCGUUCUGCGCGGCGACUCUCUUGUCCUUCAUCUACGCCUAUGGCUACUUCGUCUUGGAAUACCUGGUUCACGGUACCACGACCGCGGCGAGCCUCGGCACCCUCGGCAUCUUUGCAGUCCCGUCGAUCAUCUGGAUGGUGAUCCACUGGAGGCAGCAACUUCUUCGCCAACGCGCUGCCAAGCAGUCAUGAGCUAGCCUGGUCGACAGCUGCCUCGCCAUCGUCAGUCAACCAAGUCUUGCGCCCUUCGCCAUUGAAUAAAUAUCGCUGCAAUUCCGCUACUUCUUUUUCCUCUCUUUUGUCAUGCAUGUGUCACAUUCUGACUAGAUCCAUGAAUGA
Lolium perenne is the source of this 621-nucleotide messenger RNA. RefSeq names its product ergosterol biosynthetic protein 28-like. The record is from RefSeq and is a predicted model, not a curated record. Gene Ontology annotation, cellular component: endoplasmic reticulum; membrane. Gene Ontology annotation, molecular function: protein-macromolecule adaptor activity. NCBI's taxonomy places the organism in Eukaryota, Viridiplantae, Streptophyta, Magnoliopsida, Poales, Poaceae.